Messenger RNA from Betta splendens (Siamese fighting fish), 3704 nucleotides. It is a transcript of the gene sun2, whose product is annotated as Sad1 and UNC84 domain containing 2. Gene Ontology annotation, biological process: nuclear envelope organization. Bases 550 to 2430 code for a protein of 626 amino acids. Gene Ontology annotation, molecular function: protein-membrane adaptor activity. The transcript is spliced from 17 exons. NCBI's taxonomy places the organism in Eukaryota, Metazoa, Chordata, Actinopteri, Anabantiformes, Osphronemidae. The record is from RefSeq and is a predicted model, not a curated record. Gene Ontology annotation, cellular component: meiotic nuclear membrane microtubule tethering complex; nuclear envelope.
UAUGCACGACCGUCCUUAUGCUUGUGUACAACUACCGUUUAACUGUAGAAUAUCCUAGCUAAAUUGUUUUGUUCAACGUAAAAUGUGAUUAUUGACACGAAAUUGGUUUAGAUUAGUUUUACAUAAAUCGAGGGAGGCUACAGAGCCGUAUUUUGUACGGCCGCACCGGAAGUGGCUGGUCGCCGUGUCGCUAGCUUAACGCUGCUCAACUGUCAUCGCCAACGGGGAACCUCCGGCUGUCACAGCAGCCUCGCUCCGUCUGCGCCUCUGUCCGGCUCUCAGCGCCGCUCCACCGGCGAACAGCCGCAGCCUCCGGGCUAAACGCAGCGGGGACGCUCUGAGGUGAGCCCGGUGGUGGUGACGGUCGGUUGACAGCGCGUAGCCGCCUGGCUGCUGCUGGUGGCGCCGCGUUCUGUUCAGCUGCGACGGGUCGACGGCGACAAAACGAGCUGGUGAUGUCAGGAGGACUGACACUGAAACCUCAGCCUAACCUGAAACAGUAGAAAUCGAUUGAGGGCAAUACUGGGAAGCAAAUCACAACCUGAAGUCAUGUCUCGUAGGAGCUCUCGCCUGGUGUCUGGUGGCUACUACAACUCAGAUGAAGAGUCUGACUCCAGUAGUGUGACAAACAUUUCCUACAGAGAAAAUCCUGUCAAGGUUUUCAAGAAGAAGGCAGGGAAUCGCAAAGCUGGCUCCCGUGCCUCCAGCAGAGCCAACAGCAAUGCGAGUCUAUCCAGCCCCGAGUCGCCUUCUGCUGCAGGUGUGAGUCCUCUAGCAAUCAGCCAGAAACCAUCAGCCAUAAGAACCACUCCCCACGUCUUCCCCACAGCCACCCCUCGGCCUGCCCUCACCCCUUCCCUCACCCCUUCAUCCAGCCGAAGUCAAACCCCCACACGCUGCUGCUCAGUCCCCCCAGAGAGGAGCCCCUACGCUGGGCUCUACAGCUCCAUUAGGCCUGAGCCCAAGCAGCCGAGCCACAGCGGGGUGGACAGCUCGGGGUACUCUUCCUCUGAGGGCCCGUACAGGAGGCCCACCGCUCCCAGCAGCAGCAGCAGCACCAGUCCAAGCACCAACCCAGAGGCGUCCAGCGCAGGAUACAGAAGCAGAAUCAGCAGCAGCCUGUCCAGGCUGACGGACUCAGCCUCAUGUGUUGCCGCCGCAGCACACUCAAAGGUGGUGCAUCUGACCCAUUUAGCUAAUGCAUCGAUGAGCAGUCGCACAAAGAAGGCUCUAGGUCUGCUCCUCCUCCUCCUCCUCAUACUUCUAUGUAUUUGGCUCAUCCUCCCUUUGUUGACCUCUUUCAUCUCCCGCAUGACUUUCACAAAGACCUCGUUACAGACAAAACCCAAGAGUCCGCCUGUUACCCCCGCCACUCCUCCACCUCAGCCCAGCCCCCUGCAUUCUGCGCCUGUGGUGGAUCCAGCUGUUGUAUCUGCUGCUGUAGAAGCCAAGAUGCAGCAUCUUUUGGCAGAACUGCAGCUGAAGCAAGAACAGCUUCUCUUUCAGAUGAAGGAGCGGGUGCAGCUGGACCUGCACAGUAUGAACGCCAAGCUGGAGGCGGUGCAGUCUGACAGCCGUGUGCGUCUGGAGCAAGAGGCUGCUGGACUGGGCCGGCAGCUGGCAGAGCAUCAGACACAGAGCCACACUGCUCAGUCCAGCCUCAGCCUCAGGGUCCAGGCUUUGGAGGCCCAGAAUGCCAAGCUGUCACAGGAGUUGUUGUCCAUUCAACUGCAGCCUCCUCCAACCUUGCAUCCUGAUAGCAGUGCCAUCACAAACAGUCACAUCACUCCUGAGCUCCAGCAGGCCAUGGAGAAGUGGUUCACCGACCGCAUCAAGGAGCAUGAUGCAGUCAGGUUGGCCGACAAGGGCGGCUGCUCAGACUGUGGACGUCCCGUGGCUGAUAAAAUGGCCGACUUUGCCCUAGAGACUCAAGGCGCCAGUGUGAUCAGUACGAGGUGUUCGGAGACGUAUCGUAUCCGUUCGGCAUGUGUGACCCUGUUUGGCUUCCCUCUGUGGUAUCCAUCUGAAAGCCCACGCACUGUUAUUCAGGGUUUCCCCGUGCUGCUGCCGGGGAAGUGUUGGGCAUUCCAUGGGGUCCAGGGGACGCUUGUCAUCGCUCUGUCUCACCCUGUGAGGAUAACUCACGUGACACUGGACCACCUGCCGCGCUACAACUCCCCCACCGGCCGCAUCGACUCUGCACCAAAAGACUUUGAAGUCUAUGGGAUGAAAAAUGACACAGAGGAAGGAACGCUACUCGGGACGUUCACUUAUGAUGAGAAUGGAGAGUCCACGCAGACGUUUAAGCUGCCAAAUCCAACUGACGAGGUUUAUCGAUACGUGGAGCUCCGUGUUCUUAAUAACUGGGGUCAUAUUGAAUACACGUGUCUCUACCGCUUUCGAGUGCACGGAAAGAUGGCAUCCACGUGACCCUUACUGAGCACGACCCAUCGCCUCCUUCCAGUGCAUGAGAAAGUACAUCUGAAACUCUAAGAACAAAAGAUUCUGUUUGGUUCGUUGGUUUAGGGCCACGUAGUACUGGGAAAAAGAAGCUGGGUGAUAAAAUAAUGUAGUUUCUCUCAUUCAGCUAUUCUAAAUUGCAUUUAAAAUAUCUCAAAGUAGAGUAAGAGUAUGUGAGAGAUAAGUGUAAAGUAUUACUAAUCAACAAAAAUCUACCUGGUGAAUCCAUUUCGGAGCCCAAAGCUCUAGAAAGGUUUUGCUCUUUGUGAUACGUGUGUUUUUAAACGUCGGUAGCCGUUCACCGGUUUAUCAGCAAACCUUUCCUCACGUUUCAUUACUGAUGCCGGUUUCUAAAUUAACACUGACUCAGAUCUCAGAAAUUCUUCUGAUGAGUCGUGUGUCCCAAGUCUUCUUGCCCACGUGAAAUAAUUAGUUCAUUUCUAGCUCGCUUUGUCUGUUUCAAGUUAGUUCAAGUAUUUCACAGUAUAAGCUUCUCUUUAAAACUUUAGGUUUGCUGUUAUUCUGGUUAAAGCAGCUUUUAUGUUGUUGUUGAGAGGACACUUCACUGAAUUUCAGUGAGAAAACAGGUACAGAAGGUAGCAUGUGUUUUAAUCAGUGCUGUUCUUUAGAAAGAGAAAGAUUUAAAAGGUCUUCAAAAGUAACAUGCAGCUUUUUUAAAAGAACACAAAUGUUAGGACUCAUCAGUUUUGAUUUAACUGUGUUACUAUUUAAGGAUAUACAUAUAUGAAGAUAAAUGAUUUAUUUUAUUACUAUUAUUAUUAACAAUGUGCAAAACGUCAAAAUAAUUUGUAUGUGUUGCAUUUAGGAUUAAACUCUAGCUGUGCUGCAUUUUACACUGCUACUGUGUAUGAAGUUAAUAUAGUUUUGGUACAGUUACAAUAUUUAUAAUUUCAGUUACCUUCAGAACCAUCAGGCUUUUUUGACCAGGAACUAGGAUUUGCACUGCUCACACAGCACUGAAAUUUGAAUUGGGUUUUGAGAUGUAGAUCAUUUCAGAUCACGGUGUGGACAAUGUUUCUUACAUUAACGAAUGAAGCAUUUGUCAUCGUCUCUGGAGCUGUUGAACAGCCUGUGUAGUGCUAAUGAUGAAUAUAUUUGUGUACUCUCUCUUCUCACGUGCAGCUAUGUUUGUAUGAGCAUGUGAACAACAUGGAGCAUGAUGCUAAAGCUUCACACACGCUGUUGAACUGUUUCUUUAGAAUAAAUAAAGAGACUUUGCUACA